AUGGAUGAUGAUAUUCCAAAGGGGUUAUGUGGUUGGAGUUGGAAAGAGAACAAAUUGUUUGAGCUAGCUUUAGCUUUAGUUGAUGAGAGGCAUCCAGAAAGGUGGGAGAUGGUUGCAGCAAUGGUUGGAGGAGAAAAGAGUGCAGGUGAAGUUGAAGAACAUUAUGUGAUAUUGUUGGAGGAUUUGGAGCUUAUAGAAUCUGGAAAAUUUGAUCAUAAGUUGUGUGAAGAUUCAUGUGUUCUUGUUGACCUUGCUGAAUCCUUAUGCUUGUAUGAUAAUAUUGAUUAA
Messenger RNA from Vicia faba (fava bean), 288 nucleotides. The record is from the annotation of a GenBank genome assembly. NCBI's taxonomy places the organism in Eukaryota, Viridiplantae, Streptophyta, Magnoliopsida, Fabales, Fabaceae.